Molecule: messenger RNA, 765 nt
Organism: Ambispora leptoticha
Lineage: Eukaryota; Fungi; Glomeromycota; Glomeromycetes; Archaeosporales; Ambisporaceae
Source: the annotation of a GenBank genome assembly
AUGUCUUCUACCAGUUUUCACAAAGUUUUAAACUCUUCUAAGCACAUAGUCGCACUAUGUGGCGCAGGUUUGAGUGCUGAAUCUGGGAUACCGACAUUUAGAGGGGAAGGAGGUCUUUGGAGACAGUUUUCUGCAAUUGAACUUGCUGAUCCAAAUGCUUUCAAGAGAAAUCCAUCUCGAGUAUGGCAGUUUUAUCAUUAUAGGCGUGAGUUAGUUAUGAAAAAAAGUCGAAAUCGAGCGCACAAAGCACUCAUCGAAUUCUCGAAAAAAGUAAACUCUGCCAAACCACGAACUCAGACUUUUUCAGUAAUCACGCAAAAUGUUGAUGGACUUUUGACUACCAGUAUUAGCGAUGAUGUUAAUGGCAUCGAUAAUCUGAUUGAGAUGCAUGGGACGUUAUUCAAGACGCGAUGCACCGCAUGUGGUGAUAUUCGUUCAAAUCGUGAUUCACCAAUUGUGCCAGCAUUACAAGGAAACGAGGAUUUGAGUCUUGAUGCUGAUAUCCCGCUUGAUCAGUUACCGCGAUGUAGUUUAUGUACCGGUUUAUUGAGACCGCAUGUUGUAUGGUUUAAGGAAUCUUUAGAUAGUAUGGUGUUUGAGAAGAUUCAGAUAGAAUUGGAUAGAUGUGAUUUGAUGUUGGUUAUUGGGACUUCCGGAACUGUCUACCCAGCGGCUGGCUUUGCAUCAUAUAUUCGUGAGAAAGGCGGAAUAGUCGCAAAUUUCAAUAUUGAAAAAAUGGGCGAGGAUGCUGCUUUUGAAUUGUAA